Messenger RNA from Phyllopteryx taeniolatus (common seadragon), 1649 nucleotides. It is a transcript of the gene nudt7, whose product is annotated as nudix (nucleoside diphosphate linked moiety X)-type motif 7. Bases 741 to 1475 code for a protein of 244 amino acids. Gene Ontology annotation, biological process: coenzyme A catabolic process. The record is from RefSeq and is a predicted model, not a curated record. The transcript has 3 exons. NCBI's taxonomy places the organism in Eukaryota, Metazoa, Chordata, Actinopteri, Syngnathiformes, Syngnathidae. Gene Ontology annotation, molecular function: coenzyme A diphosphatase activity; acetyl-CoA hydrolase activity.
AAAAAAAAAAAAAAUGGAAUCUAUGUAGACGCCGGUAAAAAUAGUGAAGCCUGUUUGUUUCAGUUCAAAAAAAAAAGGGAAUAAUGUCAGAAACGAGACAAUUCACAUUCUCGGUCCACAAUACCUUCAUAAAGCGCAACCACAGCGACGCCAGGGCUGGGACUGAUUUCAAAUGCAAACAGCUUCCGGCUUGAUGCACAUCUGAAAUAACAAUUUGGCUCAAAUCAUUGAUUUAGUUUUCAAUCAAUCAAUGAUAUUCACCAAUGUGAUGACACUGAUCAUGUUAUGGCUUUAACAAGGUAGGAAACCUUCUAAAGGUUUCUGCCCCAUUUACCCAUUUUGUGAAUACUUGAACUUUCCCUAUUAUUUCCACAAACAGAAACAGACUUUUAAUAGGCCUACAUAAAUUAUCAUGAAUACAUUAAAAAAAAUAUGAAAUGUGUCAAACCCCUUUGCAGACAAAAAAAGCCAGAAUAAGUUUAUCAAUUAUUAUUAUAGGAAAUGGAUAGACUUGGAGUUGUCCAAUGUUAACAAUUACAAGUGCAGUACAGUCCCAACGGUCCUCCGAUCGUAGGUGGCGCUGUGGGGACUGCUCGUCGGUAACACCGCUUGUCAUUCAUGACUCCAUUCAUCACCUUCACCUUCACCUUCACCGUUGACGACGACGUUUAGCAUUGUAGCACUGCACAAAAGCUUGCUAAAUGAAUGAACUCGUGUAAUAAUGACGUUGCUCACAACGAAUGGACAAGUUGACUGUGGCGAAUAGCAGUUCGUUGGCCGUCGUGACUUUUUGUCCACCUGCUAGCAUGAGCCUCGAAGAGGAGACGAUGGCGGCGUUCGAAGGCCACGACGGCAGAAGUCAAGCAAACACACUGGACGAGGCCGAGCAGCUGCCUCGGGCCUCCGUGUUGGUCCCUCUGUUUGUGAGGAGCGGCAAGAUGCACACACUCAUGACCCGGCGCUCGGCACAGCUGAGGACCAGUGCGGGCGAGGUGUGUUUCCCUGGCGGCAAGCGAGACCCCAGUGACAAAGAUGAGGUGCACACCGCCUUGAGGGAGGCUCACGAGGAGAUCGGCCUGCUUCCCGGUGACGUUCACGUCAUCUGCACAUUGCGACCCGUUAUCGCUAAGAAUGCUCUCCUGGUGACUCCGGUGGUGGGCUUCAUUCCUGAAUGGUUCCAAGCUCGUCCCAACCCGGCCGAGGUUAGCGCCGUGCUCGCGGUCCCGUUGGACUUGUUUGUCGGACCCGCCGCUGCCGAGGUCACGUCGGCGCCGUCGCUCUCCUUUGACUUUGUGGAGCCCGACACGGGAGCCAGGUAUCGCAUUUGGGGUCUGACCGCCGUGUUGGCCUCAAUGGUCGCAGUCGUCGCUCUCAAGACAAAAGCGGAGGGUUACGCGGCUUUUAACGCGCAGGACUUGAUGUGCAGCCUCAGGCAGAGGUUACGACGAAGAAUGAGGACACUCAGUAAACUGUGAAUUGUUAUUUCAUUUGCAUGUGUAUAAAGGACUAGUAGGCUUCAUUUUUAGUAUAUUUAGUUUUUUAAUCAAUACAAUGCACAGGGUGGUAAUGUUUCAAAAAAAGGUGUCAUUUCUUUUUAGUUUUUUAAAGUUGUACUUAAAUGAAGUUAUGAUAAAGCAAUAUUUUUGACA